GACUGGGAGGGACAUCCAAAGGCGACGCCUCUGAGCCAGGGGCUGCAUGUGUCACAGUCCAUCAAACGCGCCGACAUACAUCCCCGCAGCAUCUUUCUCCCCACAGCAGCCCGCUGCUCCCAGUCUCAACUUUUCUAUCCCCGGCAGACAGCAACGGGAGGAAAUUAACAGCAGCCGAACAAUUGUAACACCUCGCUCUCGGCUUGACACGGAGCCGGUGCUGUCGGUGAAAACCGACCGUGGAGAGGUAACAUUAUAAAGAGGAAAACAGUCGAAGAUGGAAGAAGUUAAGUUGUUCAGCGGCAGACAUGGUGACAAGACUGGAUUUACUGACAUAUGUUAGGAGUUUAACUGCACACUUACUGACUGCUAGCAACCAGUGCACUGAAUCAGGGGAACUUGAUGUCGUGAUUUAUUGCACGUCCAUCAGCUGAGCACAAAACCAGAAGUGCCAAAGUGGAAAGUUUGGUCCGAGUGGGAAAACCGGAGAGGAGGUGGAAGGGGGUGCAGUCUUGUGCCUCUGAUACACUGCGGUUUGUGGAAGCUUCACGCAAUAAGUGUCCAACAUUCUGUCAGAUACAACAGCGCAAGUUUCAAGAAAAGGUUAAUCAUUUCCAUUGCUGAAGAGUAAAGACUCGUCAAGGAGGUGCAGGAUGAAAAGAUGGCACUCCUGUUCGUACCGUCAGGACCUCACUGUCUGCGUCGGUUCACUUGCGAGUCCCUGGCUGCCAUCGAGAGGCGGAUCGCUGAGGAGCAAGCGCUCGUCGCCAGGAAGGAUCACAAAGAGGAGGGUGAGGAGGAAAAGCCCACUCCACACUGUGACCUGGAGGCGGGCAAACAGCUGCCCAUCAUCUACGGCGACGUCCCAUCAAAACUCAUUGGUCAGCCAUUGGAGGACCUGGACUCCUUCUACAGCAACAAGAAGACAUUUAUAGUACUCAACAAAGGGAAGACCAUCUUCCGAUUUAGUGCCACUGAUGCGGUAUACGUCCUGACUCCUUUUCACCGUGUUAGAAGAAUAGCUAUUAAAGUUUUAGUACAUGCAUUGUUCAAUAUCUUUAUAAUGUGCACUAUUUUGACCAACUGUGUGUUCAUGACAAUGUCCGAUCCCAAACCAUGGACAAAACACGUUGAGUACAUCUUCACCGGCAUUUACACUUUUGAAUCAUUGAUAAAAAUCCUGGCGAGAGGAUUCUGCAUCGAUAAGUUUACGUUCCUUCGCGAUCCGUGGAACUGGUUGGAUUUCAGUGUUAUUUUGAUGGCGUAUGUAACGGAGUUCGUGAAACUCGGCAAUGUUUCAGCUCUUCGUACUUUCAGAGUAUUGAGGGCGUUGAAAACGAUUUCGGUCAUCCCAGGCCUAAAGACCAUUGUUGGUGCGUUGAUACAAUCCGUGAGGAAGCUAGCGGACGUGAUGAUUCUGACGGUGUUCUGCCUGAGUGUCUUUGCGCUCAUCGGCCUCCAGCUGUUCAUGGGGAACCUGCGGCAGAAGUGCGUGCGUGACUGGCGGAUAUACAACAAUUCCACGCUCAACGAAACGGGCAACUACACCUGGCCCUGGGACCUGACGUACGACGAGUUCAUCAACAAUGACACAAACCACUAUCGGUUGAAAGGUCGCAAGGAUCCCUUACUUUGUGGGAACAAUACAGAUGCGGGGAAGUGCCCCCCUGGCUUCAUGUGUCUGAAGGCAGGGAAGAACCCUGACUAUAACUACACCAGUUUUGAUUCGUUUGGCUGGGCCUUCCUCUCCUUGUUCCGGCUAAUGACUCAGGAUUUCUGGGAAAACCUCUACCAGCAGGUCAGUGCCAGAACGGGCGGGACCAUGCUCUUCUUCGUGGUGGUCAUAAUGAUCAACCUGAUCCUGGCUGUGGGGUCGGGGGCCACCAUCGCUGUGGCCAAGGAGAAGGAGUUCCAGAGCAGAGGAGAUCUAGGACAUCUGCAGUUCCUUGCUUCGACUAACCUUUGUGAACACGUUCCACAGGAAUUGAACAGACUGGGACACGAGACCCUAUCGCGAACCUCUUCUGAGAGAUCACACCUAAGUGCCAAAAGCAACAAGGAGAGAAGCUUUAAGAGCCGGAAUGGGAAAGAACUGGGAAUAUCGGAAACAGCGAAGGGACCGAGGUCAGCAUCAGAGGAGGGUCUACCCCGCAAGCCUCUGCUGGCGCCCAUCCUCACCAACCACCACCCCCUGCGGAGGGGCAGCAUCUUCCGCUUCCGGACGCACUCGGUGGACGCCGCGGUGGAGAACACGUUCUCGGACGACGAGGGCAGCGUCUUCGACGAGAGCGAGAGCGUCAGGAGCUCGCUGUGCCUGCCCCAGCUCAACCGCACCAACAGUAACCAGAGCCACGGCAGCCAGCGGUCCGUGGCCGGCGGCCGCCGCAAGCUGCACAGCGCCGUGGACCAGAACGGCGUGGUGUCGGUGGUGGGAGGAUCACCCAGCUCACCGCAGAGUACCCUGCGCCUUCCUCAGGUCACCGUCGACAAGCCAUUCAACGACGACAAUCAGACCUCCCUGUCGGACAACGAGACGAGCAAGUGCCAGCUACUGACGGAUCACCGAGUGUCGGUGAGUUACCUGGAGGAGUCGCACCAACGAGAGCGGGCGGUCAGUGCGGCCAGCAUCAUCACCAACACCAUGGAAGAGCUUGAAGAUUCUCGGCUGAAGUAUCCUCAGUGCUGGUAUUACUUUUCACAAACUUUUCUUAUCUGGAACUGUUGUCCGAUGUGGAUUAAAACAAAGAAGAUUAUGAAGUACAUCGUGAUGGAUCCCUUCCUGGACUUGGCCAUCACCAUAUGCAUCGUGCUCAACACCUUGUUCAUGGCCCUGGAGCAUCAGCCAAUGUCCGACGAGUUCAAUAACAUGCUCCAAGUGGGAAACCUGGUCUUCACUGCGAUCUUCACGGCCGAGAUGGUGAUGAAGAUCAUUGCCCUGGACCCUUACUACUACUUCCAGCAGGGGUGGAACAUCUUUGACAGCAUCAUCGUGUGCCUGAGCCUGAUUGAGCUGGGCCUGGCCAAGGUUGACGGUCUCUCUGUGCUCCGCUCCUUCAGACUGCUCCGAGUCUUCAAGCUGGCAAAAUCAUGGCCCACCCUCAACACCCUGAUCAAGAUCAUCGGCAACUCCAUGGGAGCCCUGGGCAACCUGACCCUGGUGCUGGCCAUCAUCGUCUUCAUCUUUGCCGUGGUUGGGAUGCAACUCUUCGGCAAGAAAUACAAGGUGGAGUUUUGCAAGGUCCCCGAAAAGUGCCAGCUCCCCCGCUGGCACAUGCAUGACUUCUUCCACUCCUUCCUCAUCGUCUUCCGGGUGCUGUGCGGCGAAUGGAUCGAGACCAUGUGGGACUGCAUGGAGGUGGCUGGCCAGCCCCUGUGCAUCGUUGUCUUCAUGCUGGUCAUGGUGAUCGGAAACCUGGUGGUGCUGAACCUCUUCCUGGCCUUGCUCCUAAGUUCUUUCAGCGCGGACAACCUGAGCUCUCCGGAUGAGGACGGCGAGAUGAACAACAUCCAGAUGGCUGUUGCCAGGAUACAACGAGGCAUCAGGUUUGUCCAACGCGCCGUGGUGGAGUUCUUCCAGAACCUGUGCAAGGGCUCUGAACCUCCCAUGGAGGGGAAGACCGUGAUGGAGCUCCCCGCCUAUGUCUUCAACCACAGCGGCUCAGACAAGCGCAAGGACAGCAUGGGCAAGGACGGCAACGGGACGGCGGGCGGGCUGGGGAACAACGGCACGGCGGUGGGCAAGCGGAGCGAGGGCUCGGUCUCCGAGUCCCUGCUGGGCGACGUGGUCCCCAUUGCGGUGAUCGAACCCGAGUUGGACACCUGUGAGGACGAGGAGAUGAGCACCUUCACUGAAUUAGCUGUCGACGAGCAGAAGCUGGAUGGAGUCUCCAGUUGUUCAGAAGGAAGCACCAUCGACCUGACGAGCAAAGGGGACGAGAUGGAGAACAACUCUGAGCACCCGGAGGAAGCGGUGGAUCCAGACGACUGCUUCACGGAUGCUUGUGUCCGUCACUUCAGCUGCUGCCAGGUUAACAUCACCACUGGUUCCGGGAGAACUUGGUGGAACCUGAGGAAAACCUGCUACAAGAUCGUGGAACACAACUGGUUCGAGACCUUCAUCAUCUUCAUGAUCCUACUGAGCAGUGGAGCCCUGACGUUCGAAGACGUCAACAUCGACAAAAAGCCAGUGAUCAAGGUGGUGCUGGAAUACCUGGACAAGGUGUUCACCUACGUCUUUGUGCUGGAGAUGCUUCUCAAGUGGGUGGCAUACGGCUUCAAGAAAUAUUUCACCAAUGCCUGGUGCUGGCUGGACUUCUUGAUUGUGGCGGUCUCAGUAGUCAGCCUAACAGCUAAUGCCUUGGGAUACGCUGAACUAGCUGCCAUUAAAUCCCUUCGGACACUCAGAGCUUUGAGACCAUUAAGAGCCUUGUCACGAUUUGAAGGGAUGAGGGUGGUGGUCAACGCGCUGGUGGGCGCCAUUCCGUCCAUCAUGAACGUUUUCUUCGUCUGCCUCAUCUUCUGGCUCAUUUUUAGCAUCAUGGGGGUCAACCUGUUUGCGGGCAAGUUCUACAAGUGCAAGAACACCACCAGCGGGGACAUGUUCCCCAUCGAGGAUAUCAACAACAGGAGCGAGUGCGAAGCCAUGAACCGCUCGGACGUCAUAUGGCACAAUGAGAAGGUCAACUUCGACAAUGUUGGCUUGGGCUACCUCGCCUUGCUCCAAGUGGCAACCUUCAAAGGCUGGAUGAGCAUUAUGUACGCUGCGGUAGACUCAAGAAAUAUCGGUGAACAGCCUGAAUAUGAGAUCAACACCUACAUGUACGUCUACUUUGUGAUAUUCAUCAUAUUUGGAUCGUUUUUCACCCUGAACCUCUUCAUCGGUGUCAUCAUUGAUAACUUUAACCAGCAGAAGAAAAAGAUAAGUGGUCAGGACAUCUUCAUGACAGAGGAACAGAAGAAAUACUACAAUGCAAUGAAGAAACUUGGCUCGAAGAAGCCACAGAAACCUAUCCCAAGGCCUUUGAAUAGAUUCCAGGGAGUCAUCUUCGACUUGGUCACGAAGCAAGCCUUUGACAUCAUCAUCAUGAUCUUGAUCUGCCUCAACAUGGUGACGAUGAUGGUGGAGACAGACAACAUGGACUCUAACAUGGAGAGGAUCCUCUUCAUCAUCAACACCACCUUCAUUGUGCUCUUCACCACCGAGUGCACGCUAAAGAUCAUCGCCCUCAGGCAGUACUUCUUCACCGUUGGGUGGAACAUCUUCGACUUCGUGGUGGUGAUCCUCUCCAUUAUCGGUCUCGUAUUGUCGGACCUCAUCGAGAAAUACUUUGUGUCUCCCACACUGUUCCGAGUCAUCCGGCUGGCACGGAUCGGGCGGAUUCUGCGGCUCAUCCGGGGGGCCAAGGGGAUCCGGACCUUGCUGUUUGCCCUAAUGAUGUCCAUGCCGGCCCUGUUCAACAUCGGCCUCCUCUUGUUCCUAGUCAUGUUCAUCUACGCCAUCUUCGGCAUGGCCAACUUCGCCUAUGUGAAGAAGGAGGACGGCAUAGACGACAUGUUCAACUUCGAGACCUUCGGCAACAGCAUGAUCUGCCUCUUCCAGAUCACCACGUCGGCGGGCUGGGACGGCCUGCUCAGCCCCAUCCUCAACACCGAGAGCCCGGACUGCGACCCAAAGAAGGAGAACCAGGGCACCAACAUCAAGGGGGACUGCGGCAACCAGUCGGUGGGCAUUGUCUUCUUCGUCAGCUACAUCAUCAUCUCCUUCCUCAUCGUGGUCAACAUGUACAUCGCCAUCAUCCUGGAGAACUUCAGCGUGGCCACCGAGGAGAGCUCGGAGCCGCUCAGCGAGGACGACUUUGAGAUGUUCUACGAGGUGUGGGAGAAGUUUGACUCGGAGGCCACGCAGUUCAUCGAGUACUCGGCCCUGCCGGACUUUGCUGACGCCCUGAAGGAGCCGCUGCGUGUGGCCAAACCCAACAAACUCAAGCUGAUCGCCAUGGACCUCCCCAUGGUGAGCGGCGACAGGAUCCACUGCCUGGACAUCCUCUUCGCCUUCACCAAGAGGGUGCUGGGUGAGUCGGGCGAGAUGGACGCCCUCAAGCUGCAGAUGGAGGAUAAGUUCAUGGCGGCCAACCCUUCCAAGAUCUCCUACGAGCCCAUCACCACCACCCUGAGGAGAAAGCAGGAGGAGGUAUCCGCCCUGGUCAUCCAGAGGGCCUACAGGAGGCACCUUCUCCGCCGCUCCAUGAGGCAGGCUUCCUUCCUGUACCGCCACAGAGCCAGCGACGUCAAUAUCAUCGUGGAGGAGGCGCCCGAGAAGGAAGGGCUGAUCGCCGCCAUGAUCAAGGAGCACUACAGCCCCGAGCUGGAGAGGUCAGAGACAAUGUCCUCCUCCUCCUCUCCGCCAUCUUAUAACAGUGUCACCCGAGCCCUUGGUGACAACGUUGUGGUCAAGGUGACUGACCCUCUCAUGCCCCAUGAUUUUGUGAGUGGGCCCGACAAAGACAGGGAGUCGUUGGUGUAAAAAACACACACACACAUACACACACAAAUCUUGCUUUAUUAACGUCUUUGUUUACACCAAAGGAAUGUGGUGGUCGUGGAAGAUAAGGAGAAAGAGAAAAAAAAAAAUGAGGCUUAAAAAAAAAACAUUCAAAGAAUGUUCCGACAGAGUGGACUAGCUGAUCUUGGCUUUGCAUUCGAGCUGUAUGUUGGCAAGAAAGCAGCCACACAGGGCUGUGGCCGUGGUAGCCGUAACGUGUAGGCUGCGAUCAGGAAAAAUCAAACGCGAGGGUGAGGACCGCGAGCAUUUAUUUGAGAUAUAAUAUAACUUGUGUGUCUCCUACUGGAUAUGUAUGGCCUUGCAUUAACGAUUAUCCACAACCUCUGUAGCAAAUGUAAAACACUGAUUGCAUAUGUUAUGGGUCUUUCAUAAAUUUAUUAUUAUAUUUGAUAUUUUUCUAUCCGAGCAUAUAAAUUGUCUGUUUUUGCACCGCGGCUGUCCCUGCCCCAAACCCCGGCACCAGGUCAAAGCCGACCUGCUGAAUGGUGGCCGGGACAGAAGGAGGAGGAGGUUCGCUCGGGCUGACAGCACAAACCCAAUGCCUGCCUCUCAAUCCUCCCCAAAGCGGGAGCAGGCAUCCGAAGGGGAAGGCCAGGGAGCGGCGCCCUCCCGCCCUUCCACGGCCGAAGACGGUGGUCGCUCACGGCGAGGAGAAGGGCAGGAAAGGACAGGACAGGACUGGGCAGGAGCUGGUUUGAGAAAAGCACAUGUUAACCCAGGAGGUAAAAACAAAAGAGACUCCAAACAGGCCCGGUCUCUCUCCUCGCCAAAACUGGGUGUGGGACAACUCUAAAGAAAAAGAUUAAAAAAAACCUACAAAAACAAAAGACACUUGGAAAACUUUGGACUCCAGUUGCUGAGAUUGCACAGUUUUUAUGCAACCUGAUUUUAUUUUUAAGUUAUUCCCAUGUUCCUUUUUUCCCCCCUCCUCUCUUUGUUGGGAAUGUCAGUGACUUCAGCGUGUCUGACGUGUUCACCUCUGCUGCCUUCAAGGACUUUAACGUGGAUUGUUUCACUUGCAACACCAACGCCUGGCUGGGAACACCGAGGUCUCCGCUUCCACGAUCCAUCUUCAUCAACUCAAGGGACGGGGCCCUUUCAGAUGUUUCGCAAUCUUUUCCGUUUUAUUUAUUUCGCGUUACAUACAUCGAGAUAGGAGUGCUUCUAUCGCGAGAUAAUGAAAGAGUGCUGCUUUAAAUUAAAACAAAACAAACCUG
Molecule: messenger RNA, 7779 nt
Organism: Leucoraja erinaceus (little skate)
Lineage: Eukaryota; Metazoa; Chordata; Chondrichthyes; Rajiformes; Rajidae
Product: sodium channel protein type 4 subunit alpha-like
Biological process (GO): membrane depolarization during action potential; sodium ion transmembrane transport; neuronal action potential
Cellular component (GO): voltage-gated sodium channel complex; axon; plasma membrane
Molecular function (GO): protein binding; voltage-gated sodium channel activity
Source: RefSeq, a predicted model, not a curated record